Messenger RNA from Hordeum vulgare subsp. vulgare (domesticated barley), 1688 nucleotides. RefSeq lists its product as uncharacterized. The record is from RefSeq and is a predicted model, not a curated record. NCBI's taxonomy places the organism in Eukaryota, Viridiplantae, Streptophyta, Magnoliopsida, Poales, Poaceae. The transcript is spliced from 5 exons. Gene Ontology annotation, biological process: response to auxin. The coding region runs from base 718 to 1299 and encodes 193 amino acids.
AAUUUGAAUUACCACUGUUCAUCUUCCAAGCUAUUAGUGAUUAUCUCUGAAAAUAUGGAGUGAUCUCCAUGCAUGUGGCCAGCCGCCAGUGCUACCGUCCAUGCCAACUUGCCAAGCAAGGAACUCUGUGCGGGAUCUGGGGCAUUUGUGUCAGCUAUGUGACCAAUGGCAUGUGCAGCCAUAUGCAGCUUGAUCUCUGGUACCUUCCUCUGCUCAGAUGCCAUGUUUUCAGUUGCCAUGUGCAGGACACGUUAUCUUCAGAAAGAACGGAGCAACAGUUACUUCAGUUAUGCAUCUGGUGCAACAAUUUCUGUGCCGCAGGGGCAGACUUUUCUUGCUUAUCUUAAGAUGUGAACCUGGUUCUGACAGCAAUCUCAGUUGAGAUAUGUGGACAGAACGAAAGAAUUGCUCAAGUUCAGAUGCAGGUAUUGCAGUUGAUGUCCUGUGCUGCGCCUGGUGACCGGAAAGAAGUUCUGACUUUGUGGUAUACAGGCCAAAAUAGAGAGCCAUCUGAUUCAUAUAUAUCUCUAGUUAAAGGUGAACAUGGAUGCUGCGGAACUGUGCCUUCAGGAGCUAACUGAACAUGCAAUGAUGAGAUCGACACAAAUCAUGGUGGUGGUUGCUCAGAUAAGCGGAGCAGAGCUGGUGCUGAUUGCUCAUCAUUAGCAGGGGAGGAGAGAAUCUUCCAUCAGUUGGAUCACACUUUGAGAGGGCAGCAUGGUGCUAACUAAGCUUACCUUCUCCCAUGCAAACACAUGUCAAGCUAAUGAAGAGGAAGAAAAGCAAGUGCUUCUGGUUUCACUGCAACAGGGAGCAGAGUCCUUCAGGGUUUGCAAUACAUCUGCUAACUAUGGUAGUUACAGGCUAAGGAGGCAGCAACAGCAGCCUGAGACAAGAGACCCACCUACACACACACCGGCAAUGGGGGAGCAAGGCAGGGCGAGCAACAAGAUCAGGGACAUCGUGAGGCUGCAGCAGCUCCUCAGGAAGUGGAAGCGGCUCGCGCUCGCGCCCAAGGCCGGCAGCAGGCACGGUGGUGGCGCCGACGUCCCGCGGGGCUUCUUCGCGGUGUGCGUCGGGGAGGAGAUGAGGAGGUUCGUCAUCCCCACGGAGUACCUUGGGCACUGGGCGUUCGAGGAGCUGCUCAGGGAGGCGGAGGAGGAGUUCGGGUUCCGGCACGAGGGCGCCCUGAGGAUCCCCUGCGACGUGGAGGUGUUCGAGGGCAUCCUGAGGCUGGUUGGCGGGAAGAAGGAGGCCGUGUGCUACUGCUCGUCGGAGCAUGGGAUCUUGUGCACAUGAUGGUGGUGGCCACUUGGUUUUCGUUGUCCAUUUGUUACCAUUCUUGGUUCUUGGUUCUUCUCAGGGGAAGAGGAGGAAGGGUUCGUCGGAUAUGAGCAUUAUUUGUUCCAUUCUUGGUUCUUGAUUCUUCAAAGGAGAAGAGGAGGAAGAGUUGGAGAGAGCAUCAAUGAGCUUCACGGUUUGUACAAGAAGAUGAAACGAAGGAGUCACAUUCUUUUUAAUGAAUUUUUUCCUUGAAGGAUUCGAAACAAGUAUCUUAGGUAAAAACUGCUGCAUCAAUAAUAAUUCACUUAUUCUUUGCUGUUCUUCUGUUCCACGUGGAAGGAUUAGUAAGUUUGACCUCUGUAAUCUGUUUACGCUUCUCUUGUUUUCUUGCUCAGCACUCGUAA